AUGGAAUGGCAGCUUGAUGAUUUAAGUAUUAUCAAGGAUAUUAUUAAAAAACUUGUAUCAAAAGUUUGUCGUUUAGAUCAUGAACGAAAAAGACAAUUACAAAUUCGAAAGGAUAAAAAAAGAUCAUGGAACAGUCAUAGUAAUGAAACAUCAACGUCAAAAUUACCAUUUAUGAAAAUUGUAAAUUUAACAUCGGGUAAAUUAUCAACUAGAUUAGCACAAAAAGGUACUAAAGGGCCACUUCAUUGUGUGCCAUCAGAUGUACAAGAUACUGUAACUGCAUUAUCUCGUCCAGUUGAUAAAUCUAUGAUGGUGCGAUUACAAUUGAAACGUCGACUAAAUGAGUCAAUAAUUGAAUCGAUGGAUGUUGAUACCAAUAAAGAAGAAAAUUUACUUGAAGAAACAGAAAUAUCUGAUAAAAAUCGUUUGAAAGCAUUAGCAUUAUGUGACAUUGAAAAUAAUACUAAUAGUGAUGAAGAAUUAGAUGAAGAUAAUAAAGAUAUUCGUACUAAAUAUAAUAUUGUAGCACCAGCAGAAAAAAAUAAAUUGAGUUCAUUAUUGACUGAUAAAACAAUUGAAGCAUUAGCCUUUCCUCAUUUAUUUCCAGAUGGGCGAAGCCCAUAUGAUGAAGAACGUGAAAUAAGUCUGAAAUGGAAAGAAUAUUGUAAAGCACGUUUAUUUUCAUCAGAUUUUCGGUUUGCUGCUGAUUCAAGUUACAUCUUUUAUCUACAGUAUUUAGGCGACUUGAAACAAGUAUACUCCGAAAUCAAUAUUGCUUUCCGAAAAAAAUUACCAAUGACUGCUAAACCAAGCUUGGACGAAGGGCAAAUGAAAUUUCUAAUGAAUAAAGAUAUGAUAUAUUGCCAUUUGCAAUGUGUCUCAGGCAGUCCAUAG
This is a messenger RNA of Rotaria sp. Silwood1, 894 nucleotides long. The record is from the annotation of a GenBank genome assembly. Lineage: Eukaryota; Metazoa; Rotifera; Eurotatoria; Philodinida; Philodinidae.